Amphibalanus amphitrite is the source of this 2689-nucleotide messenger RNA. Its product is annotated as CCR4-NOT transcription complex subunit 11-like. Gene Ontology annotation, biological process: mRNA catabolic process; negative regulation of translation. Bases 326 to 1714 code for a protein of 462 amino acids. Gene Ontology annotation, cellular component: CCR4-NOT complex. The record is from RefSeq and is a predicted model, not a curated record. Lineage: Eukaryota; Metazoa; Arthropoda; Thecostraca; Balanomorpha; Balanidae. The transcript is spliced from 10 exons.
GAGUUGAUCAAAAAUACACAAGUGAUUAACAACAAAAAUAUUUGCACUGUUCCGCACCGGAUGGGAGAUUAAUUUUACACAGAUUAAUUUUACUUGCAAUUUUUAUUGGACGCUUGAGCCAGGCUGCUGCGCGCCCUAACUCUUCAACAACAACAACAACAUACUUGCAAUUUCAAUUUAUGAUUGAACCAAGGCCCUAUAUACCGAUUGAACGCUGUUAACUUAUAUGGCCUUGCGCUGUUGCUGGGAUGGAUUGCUAUUGGCUUGGUGGCCUUAUUAUUAUUGAAGUGUAAAUGCCUUUUGAUCGAAAAUACCAACUACUGGUAUGCUUCAGCUUCCCUCUACAAUGGCAUUGUCAACAAAGGAUAUAUCUACUCUCCUCAGCCUUCUCUCUGAGGAGAGCACAGAACAGCAACCCAUAGAAACUCUAGCUGCACAAUGCUGUUCAACAUUCAACAAGCAGGACCACUUCAAAGUGGGCAAUGCUCUGGUGUUCCUGAUUCUGCAGCCGGACAUGCUGCCUCAUCCACACCAGAGGGUGGUGGCCACGGCCAUUCUGUAUUUCCUCUACAAAAACGAGCCCAUCAAAAGGAACCCAUUCGCCAAUGUGUUCCUCCACAUCAUGCAACACUCCGAGAUGUCCAAGGCGCCCGGGAAGCCCACGGAUCCGGCUCUGCAUUUCACCAAGUUCACGCCGGGAGAGAAAUACUUUGUCCGGCAGCUCAUCAUCAACCCGAACAAGGAGCUGUUUAAGAAGCCGGCCAGUCUGCUGUUGCACUCGGAGCUACCACCGCCGGCCGCUGCCUCUGAGACUAGUCUGGCGGAGCUGGAGACGGCCGUACAGGAGCGGCUCAAAGAUGUGCCCCCGGCGGCCCGGUCCGGGGUCAGCGUGGUGGUGCCCGACCCCGACCUGCGACCCGACGCCUCCGGGGCGUACUCUGAACAGAACGUCACCCGCCGCACGGUGGAGGGUGUCCUCAGCAGUCCGGCGCCAUACGCCCAUCAGCGACUGGCCCCCGAGUUUCUGCGCCUGGCGCCGCCACUGCACAACUGUAUCGAUGAGAUGGUGUACAUGGUCCCUACGGAGCCGCACGAGCACCAGGUGGCCUACGACCCCAGUCUGCUGACGGCGCCCGCUGGCGUCGGAGAGGCUCGCCAACUGAUGGCGCUGGCCGUCAACGGGCCACUGACGCUGCAGCAGCAGAACCAGCUGAUCAGCCAGCUGAAACGCGACCUCAAGACCGUGUACCAAGUGGGCGUCACACCCGCCAAGUUGCCGGACCUGGUGGAGCACAACCCCAUCAUCGCCAUCGAGGUGCUGCUGCAGCUGAUGGACUCGCCGCAGAUCACAGACUUCUUCAACGUCCUCGUCAACAUGGAGAUGUCGCUCCACAGCAUGGAGGUCGUCAACAGGCUGACGACGGCGGUGGAGCUGCCGGCCGAGUUCGUCCACCUCUACAUCACCAACUGCAUCGCCACCUGCGGCGCCAUCAAAGACAGAUACAUGCAGAACCGGCUGGUGAGACUUGUCUGCGUCUUCCUCCAGUCACUCAUCAGAAACAAAAUCAUCAACGUGCAGACGAUCCUGAUCGAGGUUCAGGCGUUCUGCAUCGACUUCAUCAGGAUCCGCGAGGCCGCCGCCCUGUUCCGGCUCCUCAAACAGCUGGACUCCAACGAGCACGUCAGUCAGCUGCCGCCAGGUCAGCGCACCUAACGCCCCUAGCGGCGGUCACCGCUACCACUACUUGCGCGCUGCACCUAGCGGCGGCGCUAGUGAUCUCGCCGGGCCAAUCACCGACUGGGGUGUUAAAAAAAGUUCGCGGGGGACGUAUGUGGUGAAUUUACACACGUCAUAGCUGAAUUCCAGCUACUGUCCGCCGCCACCUUUGACAUUUAGCCUAGCAUGGCUAGCUUCCUACCACAGAGGUUGACCUUUGACCCAUGUCGGUGCGGUAACAUGAGUCAUAGUGCAGAGAACCUGAGUGAACUCAUCCGGAUACGGUUUGGUGGCGGCUGAUGACACCAGGCUGGUGAACUCGAUGCACCUCUGGGACCGGGUGAAUGAACUAGUAUGGUUCUCAGGGUCAGUUAACCUGCAGUACUUGUGGGACGCAUACUUCCCUGCAGUGAAUACACCUCUGAGUUUCCUCCAUUUCACAAAUUGUAUCCAAGAUUGGUCCAAGAGUGCUGGGUUGCGCUCGCUUUGCUUUGAGACACUAGCUUGGUAAAGCUACCUCGAUGUCCAGUCGACAGUUGUGUGAUGGCGACUCCGACACCUCCCAACCGAAGCCAGUCUGUCUUUCUGUAUAAAAGCAGCUGUGAGCGAGAUGUGUGGUACAGGUGUUUAUGUUAUGUACUCCAACAGCCAUGAGGACAGACGUUUGUUCCGGUGUUUGUGAGACGUGUACUCAAACAGCCUUGAGGAGUGUUGUUUGGUACCGGUGUUUGUCGAAAGCGUACUGAGUGUUGGAUGUACCGGCAUGUAUUCACACCAGUGACAGUGUACCAGCGAAUUGGGGCUUAUAUUUGUGUACAGUGUACAAUGUAUUGCAUGGCAGUGGUCGAGAAUGACCCGCAUGUGUACCUGGGACUUAAUGAUGUCCGAGUGAAAACGAUGGACGAGGACACUUGAUGUGUUUGCGUCGUAAGAGGUGUCAGCCGAUGUCCGUAGAAUAUAACGUUUUCCAUA